Scomber scombrus (Atlantic mackerel) is the source of this 3922-nucleotide messenger RNA. It is a transcript of the gene prrg1, whose product is annotated as proline rich Gla (G-carboxyglutamic acid) 1. The transcript has 4 exons. The record is from RefSeq and is a predicted model, not a curated record. Bases 93 to 728 code for a protein of 211 amino acids. Gene Ontology annotation, molecular function: calcium ion binding. NCBI's taxonomy places the organism in Eukaryota, Metazoa, Chordata, Actinopteri, Scombriformes, Scombridae. Gene Ontology annotation, cellular component: extracellular region.
CAACACUCGAGCAGCGGAGGGGACGAGGGAUCGUUUAUGCGCAAUUUGGGGACCAAAAAACAUAAUACACCCCAAACAGACUUGCAGGAAUCAUGGGGAGUGUGUUCCUGCCGGCGGACGCGGCCCACUCGGUGCUGCGACGGCUGCGCAGGGCCAACUUCAUGCUGGAGGAGAUGAAGCAGGGCAGCAUCCAGAGAGAGUGCAGAGAGGAGAUCUGCACCUACGAGGAGGCCCGAGAGGCUUUCGAGAAUGACGAGAAGACGAUGCGAUUCUGGGAAGAGUACGUGCGGGAGAUUAGUCCAUCUGGAGGGCUGGAGACGGUGGUUGGCGGAGUUCACUCUCUCUACCUGAUUGUGCCAUUGCUGCUGGUCGUGCUCAUCAUCGCCGCCGUCGCCAUCACUGUGUGGCGUUGCCAGUCCCGCAAACGCUCACAGCGCAGCCCCAGCCUGGGACACUCACAUCAUGACCACGUCCUGUCGGUGGUCUCUAUGGACCAUUGGGGGAGGGAUUACCACCACGGUGACCAAUCAGAACUCAGCGUCCACAGCAGCCCCGCUUAUCCAGGCUCAGAGGUCACAUCAGGAAGAGGGAGCGCCGGUGACCCUCCACCAUCUUAUGAGGAGGCUGUGGGCCACGCUGACGUACACAUAGAGACGGAGCCACCUCCACAGUAUGACGAUAUAGUCAACGCCAGCGCGACUGGUGUCAACGGUGGCCAUGGGAAGUAAACCUGUCUUUCACUACGACCCCAACUAAAGCCCUAACCAACACUAAGACCAUCUUAUUGUUUAGCAACACUACUGUUGUGCUAUCACCAGCCUUCCCCAUUCAACACACACAGAAACACUACUAUCUGUCUGGUUAAUGGACUAAUGCAACCUUUGCCAGAGCCAGCGCUGUUGAAAUUUGCACUAACAUUUCCUCAAUGAGGUGAAGUGGAAGGAGCAGGAAGGAGCAAAUUAUAUGGCAAUACCAAAACCAACAAACACCUCAACUGAAUUGAAGUUGCAUUUAUGCUAUCACACUUUAGAAAAUCAUUUAACUCAGUAGACAUAACAAGUGGUGCAUGUUGCGUAAAGAAGAAAACUGGGUUCAUAUUGCCAUUAUGAAGGACAGCUAAGUGUAUAUGAAGGUUGGACUGAUGCUUUAUUUAAGGCUAGUGCCAAUCUUUUUAGAGUUGAGUGGCCAAUAUUGGAUAUUUUGUACCUACUAAUUAUAUCUUUAAAGCUGGAGUGUGGGACUUACACAUAAAUGAACGUCUGUUACAUUCAAGCCUUUGCCAAACGAGUUCUCAUAAUACUGAGUAACUUAACUGUUUUUAAAUCUGGUGUGACUUUCCUGCUCUUGUGCAACGGUAGUGAUGUGUUUUACAUCAAGUAGUGAUGAUUGGUUUCCUCAGAUCUUCGGAGGAAUUACGUCAUGUUUGGCAUCCUGAACUAUUAGGGGUGUCACGAUUCUCAAAAUCCUCGAUUAGAUUUUAAGGUCUCAAUCCUUUUUUUGGAGUCCUUUUAGCACAGAUGCCUAUGCCAUUUUUAGACUAAUCAUGAGUGAUAUAAUCUCCAUCAGUUGUUUGCAAUGUACCACACUAAGGCCCUACUGUUAAAAUUAAAUAAUUUAUUAGCAAUGUAACAAUAACUUGUUUCAGCAGUCAGUUGGAAACUUACUGUAAACAAAAGAAUCAUGUAGUGACCCUUUUGUAACUGCAGUGUGCACUCCUCGAUUCACAUCCUCGAUUCCUCCUUUGAUUUCGAAGGUCGAGAUUGUGACAUCUUUUCGAUUGAUAUUCGAUUUACAAUCGAGAUCGUGACACCCCUAUGAACUAUCUAGAUGGUUGUUUGGUUGUGGGGCAUCUUUGUCUUUAUCAAGGUAUACUAUAAGCUGUUGUAAUUGUCGCUGUAGGACGGUUUAUAUGUCACUUUAUUAAGUUUUAAUAAUUUUUCAGGUGAGAAAGGUACUAUUUAUUUAGAUUCCCAAUAUGUGGUCAGUUUUUCCAGUUAACUUUUCCAAUUAACAGCUGGUCGGUAUGUCUUAAAGUACGUGUCAACAGUGUUUUUGUAAUUACUCUCACUGCCAGAAGGGGGAGACAAAAGGUCUGCACUGCAGGUUUAAAUUUGAGCUUUUUGUUAUCAAGUUAUUUACUGUUUUCACUAAAAUUUUUAUAAUAAUUUUGCAUGUGUUUUGAGAAACCUUUACUUUACAAGAUUCAGAAACAGCAUUUAGACCACAGAACAACAAAUCCAGUGAUACAAAGACCAAACUAAUUAAAACUGCAUUAAGUGAUUUUUAUUUGUGCCACUAAUAGGCAGAAAGAAUCAAAAACAUUGAAAAUCCGCCUUAUUAUUUGUUAUGCUAACCUGCUAGCAAACAAUUAUCUACUCGUACAUUCAGCAAACAGAGCUACGUGAGCAUUCCUCUUGUUUCAUCCCAUAGUUUGUGACCAACUGACUAGUCUGUGUUCAAUAUUUACUUGUUAACUCUGGUGUGGUUGACCAACCCUUCGAAAAAUACCAGGGUCUUUGGCUUGCUUACAUGCUAACAUUUCAUGGCUUGGCUUAGUGUGUUAACUGUGAAUGGCGCGCUGCCCAGUUUUAUAUUUGGGGUUAAAGGGAGCAGGAUCUAUACAGUAAACGUUUGGGCCAAAGAACCAAAAUAUAGUGAGUCAAAAAUGUUGUAACUGCAGUUUGGUGUUCAUUUUCAGUACGUUGGACACUACUAAUGAGCAUUCUGCAUUAUAAUCAUUAAUUCAGUUUGUUGAUAUCAGAAAUGUCACUUAAUGCAGGUUUAAAUAGUGUUGCCAAACUAAUGCAUCAGUCCAGCUUCAGUAUACACUUAUGAAUGUUUUGGACUUUAAGAUAAGGCCACCACUAGUUGUGACAGGGGGCACUGAAAUGGGUUUUGUGUAUGUGUGUCAUAUGUGCUUCUGUUUUGGUAAUGCAUGCAGCUUGGUCUGAACACACAAGGUUGGAUCUGGCUCUGCAGUGUCUGUUGAUAGUCAGCGCUCGCUGGCCCACAUCCACCUCUGGGCCGUUGACUGUUGCAAAGAGCCUGCUUUAACUGUGAAAAUCUUUCCCUACUCUUUGCCCUAAAGCUAACAUAACUGUGUUGGAUAUAAGUUCAGAGUCUGCCUGGUGUGCUACUUCCACUGACGAUUCUUCAAAUAGGUUUGCAGCUACCUACUCUAUAAAUGUACGUUUAGGAGUGACUUGGCCAGGAAUGUGGGACAGAAAGCAAUAGAGACAGAAGCUUUAGGAAGAGUUAUCCGGGGUGGGAGAUUCUGUAUUUAACGCCACUAUGGAUAGAGUCCAUGUUUAGCAUGUGUGAUGUACCUGUAUAUAAAUAUGUAUAGUGUGGGUAAAAGUAAGUAACGGUGAGAUUGUUUUUUGCUGCAUAGGAAUGCAGUGAAUGCAUUGAUUCUAAUGUAACUAUAAUAGGUCAUGAAUAAAUGAAGGCACUUUGUGUUGAAGCUCAAAAGAGCUGUUAAAUGAAAACACAGGAGUCUGGUUUGACGUCUUUAGCGUCACUCUCAGCAAUAACGAUGUCAAUUUUCUGGAAGAAAAAAGUGCUCGUACUCCAUAUGCAAUGUUGCAUACACUCUAAAAACCAAAUAUACAUCUAAUGUUCACUGACACUGAUAAAUGUCUCACAUGUCCUUUCUACACCUCACAGACUCUGAGCACUGAUUAUUCUACUCUUUUGUGAGUUGACCUUUGAACCUCAGCACUUGCUAUGACCUUGAACUGGGUUGUGCUGGUAGGGGUAGCCAUUUUGUUUAGGUUUGUUGUUGUACUGUAACUUACAGAGCCCCCUUUUUACAAUGCCUUAUCAAACAAACAAAAUGUUAUAUAACAUUAAAUGCAAGGGAACUUGUUAUAAAUCCUUGAUAUGUGCAGAAGCUUGAAUUAAUUUGUAAUAAAACAUUUAA